This is a messenger RNA of Syngnathus typhle (broad-nosed pipefish), 8599 nucleotides long. It is a transcript of the gene nomo, whose product is annotated as nodal modulator. The record is from RefSeq and is a predicted model, not a curated record. NCBI's taxonomy places the organism in Eukaryota, Metazoa, Chordata, Actinopteri, Syngnathiformes, Syngnathidae. Gene Ontology annotation, cellular component: endoplasmic reticulum membrane. The transcript is spliced from 47 exons. Gene Ontology annotation, molecular function: carbohydrate binding.
UUGGAGAGUUCAGGAAGUUGUCGCUUCCAGCCACAAUGCAAAUGUUUUCAACCUGACCACUGAAGCGUCAACUACGAACAGCAGUUGAAACAAACAGCUGUGUAGUUGUCCAAAAUAAUACUGUUCAAUAUUUUUUUCCUUUUUCUACACCUGAAAAGAGUGCGAUGGAUGCUGAUUCAGUUUUUUACACCGAUCAAAGUGGAAAAGUCACCAGUAACCCCCUGCUCGACCAGCUCCCCAGCUACCAGUCCUUGCUGUACCGCAGGAAGGCAUCCCAUACGGGCACCAAGAGAAGGAGCAGCUCUCGAGCUCGUACUGGCUCCCACGGUAGUGGGAAAUGGACGCUGAGUUUUUUGAAUAGACACGAUGAGAAACAUAAGAACCAACUGGAGCAGAAACCAACCAGAGAGCUUGCGCAGACCAUGGCUGAGAAACGCAGAGAUAAAGCGUUACGCUUACAAGAGGAUGCAGAACUCAGUAGCUGGACACAGUGGAGGCAAAGCACCCACAGGUAUCUCCGCAGGCUGCUCGAUGGUGUCCACGAGUGGCUGACCGCCCUGCAGCUCUGGAGGGGCGACAUCCACCUGAUAGAGGGAAUGUUUGGCACGGGCAUUCUUUCCUACUUUUCCUUCCUACGCUUCCUUGUCAUGCUCAACCUGAUCAUCUUCACCCUCAUGUUCAGCUUCGUCUUGUUACCCAUCAUCAUUGCUCCUCACGUCUCAGGGAACAUCACCUAUAACCUGGAUGAUGGUAGUAUUUGCAGUGUUUAUCCAAGUAGUGCUCGCCGAGGUCUUGUCAUUUUUCACGAGCACAUCACAGAUCUCUUGUCUGGCGGAGGCUUUCUUGAGCAGACCUAUUUGUUUUAUGGCUACUACAAAGUGGACAAAAUCCACUUCCCCAGGACCACCUAUAAUUUGCCUCUCGCCUACCUGCUGGUCACUGUUGCCUACCUCUUCCUCAGUCUCAUCUGGAUUGUUAAAAGGUCUGCCACUGGUUUCAAACGUAACCUGAUUCAGGAUGAAGACCGUUUCCAGAGUUUUUGCAACAAGAUAUUUGCUGGUUGGGACUUCUGCAUCACCAAUGGCAAUGCAGCAAAGCUCAAAAGAAGCAGUUUGCUUUAUGAACUUAGGACUGAUUUGGAGGAAGAAAGGAUCAAACAGAAAAUAGCAGAUCGGACCCGCAAAGAGAAAUGUCGCAUUUAUCUCAUACGCUUCAUCCUCAACCUGUUUGUCAUUGCUGUAUUAGCUGGUUGCUUCUACUGCAUUUACGUUGCCACCAUUUUCUCCCAGGAAGCACAGAGGAACGAGGGCAAGGAAAAUUUCAUUGUGGAUCUCAUCCAUGAGUAUCUGCCAUCAAUUGUUAUCACUUUAGCCAACUUCAUCACUCCCCUCGUCUUCUCAGUCAUCAUCAACUUUGAGGACUAUUCGCCUGCUUUUGAGAUUCGGUUUACUCUCAUAAGAUGUGUAUUCAUGCGACUGACCAGCAUUGGAGUUUUGCUCUUCUCACUCUGGUCUCAGAUCACUAAAUGUAAAGAGGAGCCAUGCGAAUGCGGCUACAACCAUUUGCUCUACUCAUGUUGGGAGACACGUGUUGGCCAGGAAAUGUACAAACUCACCAUCUUUGAUUUUAUUAUCAUUGUGGCAGUUACCAUCUUUGUGGAGUUUCCUCGAAAGCUUAUAGUCAAGUACUGCCACUGUGGCCUUGCUAAGUGGUGGGGUCUGCAGGAGUUUGCUAUCCCUCAGAAUGUUCUUGAGAUUGUCUACGGCCAGACAAUCUGCUGGAUCGGUGCAUUCUACUCCCCAAUGCUUCCUGCCAUCUGCACCAUAAAGUACUUUUUUAUCUUUUACAUCAAAAAGGUGUCACUUAUUAAAAACUGCCGUCCGGCCACACGUCCAUUCAGAGCUUCAAGUUCCAACUUUUUCUUCCUGGGUGUGCUACUGAUUGGCUUGAGUUUGGCUUGCGUGCCUGUUAUUGUUAGUGUAGCACAAAUAAACUGUUCCCAGGCAUGUGGCCCAUUUGUGAAUUACACCACCUCCUGGGAGGUUCUGCCAACUGCCAUAUCCCAGCUCCCCAGUGGAGUCCAAACUCUCUUCUUCACUAUCUCAUCCGAGGCUUUUGCUGUGUCCUUCUUUGUUGUUACAUGUUUGGCCAUGUUUUACGUGAUCGCACUCGCUGGAGCACACAAGAGGGUGAUCAAACAACUUCGGGAACAGCUCGUCAUGGAGGGUCGAGACAAGCAUUUCCUGAUCCAGAAACUGUGCCAGGCCCAAAGAAUCUCUGCUGUCACAUCGCCGGGAUCCAGAAGUCAGCGGCGAUCCAGCAGAAGCAGUCCCAGUUACCAUACCAGCUUCUCCAACAAUUUUCCAGAAGGGCUGUUCCUGGCACAUUCUCCUCCAGACAGUUUCACAAAUUGAGUCAGCUGGUACGGAAACGGAAGCAGCGUGCAGUUUCACGGUUAGACGGAGCGAUAGAGGAUAAAUCCGGCAAAAAUGCUGAGAAUCACCAUUCGGGCCGAUCUAAGUACUAUUUGGGUCUUGUUUUGGAUCACAUAUUCUCAGGUUUUGACCGCGUCCUCUGAUGAAAUAGUGGUUGCAUGUGGGGGGUUUGUGAAAUCCGACGUUGAAAUCAAUUACUCAUUGAUCGAGAUUAAACUCUACACAAAACAAGGCUCCUUGAAAUAUCACACUGAUUGUGCACCAAAUAAUGGCUACUUUACGAUACCUCUUUAUGACAAGGGCGAUUUUGUUUUGAAAAUUGAACCGCCGCUUGGGUGGAGCUUUGAACCUACCAGUGUCGACCUCCAUGUCGAUGGAGUCACUGACAUAUGUAAAAAAGAAGAAGACAUCAACUUCGUUUUCACUGGUUUUUCAAUCACGGGAAUGGUUUUGAGUAAAGGCCAUCUGCUUGGUCCAACUGGAGUAGAAGUUAAAUUGAGCAGAGCUGGAACUGAUGAAAAACUCCAGACUGCUAUCACCCAGCCUGGAGGAGCGUAUAACUUUCACAAAGUUCUCCCUGGUACAUAUGACAUCGUUGCUUCCCAUCCUUCCUGGAUUCUGGAGAAGAGUUCCACAACGGUGCACAUCUCCACUGCCAAUGCGCCGGCCGCUGACGAUCUGGUGGUCGGCGGCUACGACGUCUCGGGCGAAGUCCGCAGUGACGGGGAGCCCAUGAAAGAUGUCACCUUCCUGCUUUACUCGGCCAUAGUCAAAAGAGAGAAUGUGAAAGGCUGCAACUUUUCUCCAGUGGAGGGUGCAGACUCUGGGGACAGCUCCCUCAUCUACCUGUGUAGUGCCAUCUCCCGGGAGGAUGGUACUUUUAUCUUCCCCUCACUAUCUAGUGGGGACUACACCGUGGUGCCCUUUUACAGAGGGGACCGGAUCACUUUUGAUGUUGCACCUUCCAGAAUGAAUUUCAAGGUGGAGCACAACAGUUUGACACUUGAGCCCAUCUUUCGUGUCAUGGGUUUUUCUGUGACUGGUCGGGUCCUGAAUAGUGUUGAUGGGGAAGGUGUAGUUAAUGCCGCAGUUUCCAUCAACAAUCAGAUUAAAGUUGUCAGCAAAGAGGAUGGUUCUUACAGGCUGGAGAACAUGACAGCCGGUACUUACACCAUUCGUGUCCACAAGGAUCUCAUGUUCUUUGAGCCAGUAACGGUGAAAAUUGCCCCCAACACGCCACAACUUCCUGACAUCAUCACAGCCGGGUUCAGCGUUUGUGGAAUGAUCUCCAUCAGCCGCCUGCCCGAGGGCAUGAAGCAAGGUCGCUACAAGGUCACCCUGACACACCAGGGCCAAGAUAAGACCUCAGGCCGGACCACUGACUCAGACACCCAGGGAGCCUUCUGCUUUCAGGCGAAACCUGGAGACUACAGUGUCCAAGUGUCUCUCCCUGAGGUUGAUGUAAAAGCGGGUCUGGCCCUGCAGCCUCAGGCUCUGGAGUUCUCAGUAGUGGACCAGCCUCUCACAGACCUGCUUUUUACCCAAUUUAUGGCAUCUGUCUCUGGAAAGGUCAACUGUUUAGCAUCUUGUGAUGACCUGUCAGUGACACUCCAACCAGUAAGCCGCCAAGGAGAGAGAAGGACGAUGCCUUUGACAGGCAGCAGUGACAUCCUCAGCUUCUCUUUUGACAAUGUUCUACCUGGGAAAUAUAAAGUAAGCAUCUCUCACGAGGAAUGGUGUUGGAAACAUAAAUCCAUGGAAGUCGAGGUUGUGGACGCUGACAUCUUGGGGGUGGAGUUCCGACAGAUUGGCUACAUCCUACGCUGCUCCCUCUCCCAUGCCAUCACUUUGGAGUUCUUUCAGGAUGGCAGCAAACCUGAGAAUGUGGGCAUUUACAAUCUCUCCAAGGGAAUCAACCGUUUUUGCCUCUCCAAACCCGGCGUGUACAAAGUCACCCCCCGCUCCUGCCACCAGUUUGAGCAAGAGUUUUACAUCUACGAUACCUCAGCACCCAGCAUCCUGACUCUUACCGCAGUGCGCCAUCACGUGACCGGACUCAUCACCACAGACAAGAUCCUUGACGUCACAGUCACCAUCAAAUCAUCCAUUGAAAGUGAGCCAGCCCUAGUUCUUGGGCCCCUGCGGAGUCUGGAGGAGCAGUGGCAAGAGCAACAGCUUCAGGAGAUACAGUUGCGACGCCAAGAACGAGAACGGCGAGCCGCUGAAGAGGAAGGGCCUGCCAAGGAUGAUAGUCCUCCCAUACAAGAAAAGGCUGAUGAGCUGACAGGCCCCUUCCAUUAUGAGUUCUCCUACUGGGCCAGGGCUGGAGAAAAAAUUACGGUGACUCCCUCCUCCAAGGAGCUGCUCUUUUAUCCCCCUGAAGUAGAGGCCACCAUCACAGGAGAGUCAUGUCCUGGUCGCAUGGUGGACAUCAUAGGCCGCGCAGGGCUCUUCCUAGAGGGCAAAGUGUCACCGGAGCUGCAAGGUGUGGAGAUAUCCAUCAGUGAAAAAGAUGCUGCUGCACCCCUCAUCACUGUGGCCACCAAUGAGAAUGGGGCAUACAGUGUGGGUCCACUCCACAGCGACCGGCAGUAUGACAUCAGUGCCAGUAAAGAGGGUUUUGUUCUGAGUCCCGUGGAGGGAACCCAGGGAGAUUUCAAGGCUUUUGCGCUGGCUGGAAUCACAUUCAAGAUAAAGUCAGAGGACGGUGAUCCGCUGUCAGGAGUCCUCCUGUCGCUAAGUGGCGGCCAAUUUCGCUCCAACCUCUUGACACAGGACACCGGCCUCCUCACAUUCAAUAACCUGAGUCCAGGUAAGUACUACUUCAAGCCCAUGAUGAAAGAAUACCGCUUUGAGCCGACAUCCCAGAUGAUAACUGUGGAAGAGGGUCAAAUCCUCAGCAUUGAUAUAAUUGGAAUCAAGACUGCGUAUAGCUGCUACGGAGCAGUGCAGUCUUUGAGUGGUGAUGCGGAGAGAGACGUUGCUGUGGAAGCGGUGGGUCAAGGAGAAUGUAGCCUCUACAGCGAGGACACCGUCACUGAUGAGGAAGGUCGCUUCAGACUUCGAGGUCUGCUGCCUGGUUGCAAGUACCUGAUUCAGCUGCGAGCUGAAGGAAACGACCACAUAGAGAGAGCUUUACCACAACAAAGAGCUAUCGAGGUUGGCAGCAGUGACGUUGAGGGAGUCAACAUUAUUGCCUUCCGACAAAUCAACCAGUUUGACCUAAGUGGGAAUGUCAUUACAUCUCCAGAACAUCUUUCAACUUUAUCGGUAAAGCUAUACAGGAGUGACAAUUUGGACAACCCGCUCCACAGUGUUUCAUUGGGACAGUCACUCUUCUUCCAUUUCCCCCCACUGGACCGAGAUGGAGAGGGCUACAUUCUGAUGCUGUAUUCCACACUGUCCCGCGCACAGUAUGACUUCACUCUACCUCAUGUCUCCUUUACUUCCACUGGUUACCACAAGCACAUCACCCUCACCUUCAACCCAACACGCAAAGUGCCUGACCAAGAUGUCGCCCAAGGCUCCUACGUUGCUCUUCCUCUCACUCUCCUACUCUUGUUAGCAGCAUACAACCAUGAAAAGGUCAUCCCCUUCCUCUUGCAGCUGAUGAAUCGUGUUCAAGGUGUCAGGAGCAUGGCCCAAGCCAGCGGCGACAGCGCUGCCUUGGAUGAAGCCAAACGUCAGGCCAAGAGGCAGAAGGCCCGACGGACAUAAAACCCAGUGCCCUCAUGGCCACUACUUGUGAAGUCAGUUUGGGUGCACUAAAUCUUCAUCUAAUGGUGACGAUCAAGUUCCCAUCGAUGCAUUCAAGUCUUUGACAUCUUAUGAAUUAUCUAGGUUAAUGUGAUUUAUUUAAAAGAAGCCCAAAAAGAAAUCACCCACAUUAAUUGCUCAAACUCACUGGAGUAUUUUUUUUUCCAAUUCAUUGUUUUACACAUUUGUGAUUAAUUGAAUUACAUGUAAUUAAGGUCAACUCAAAUUCAUUUUUCUGCUAUUUAAAAACACUGUAUUAUGUAUUGUCUGCCAGAAUUGGCGAAACUAAGUUUCUUAAGAACUUGAGUAUGUCAUGUGACAGCUCAGACCACAAAAUAUACUAUUUUUGUAACACAAGCCACAAAACACUCUUUCUAUUCAGUGAGCGGCUUGCAAAGGGAAUUUUUUUGAAAACUUUCCACGAGAAAUUUUACUCUGGAGAAGUGAAACUAUUCAAUUGGAAACACUCUUGUUAAAUGGAAAUGCCAUUAACAUUCCUUCAAACCGUACGUUUUCAACACACCAAAUUGGCCGGUAAUUUGUAAAAAUAAUUAUGGCAAUAAUAAUAAUAAUGAAAUUGACCAGAUUUGAAAAGAGUUUUCCGCCCCAUUGUAACAAUAUACAAACACAAUGACAAUUUAGUGUUUUUGCAUGCUGUCAUGCAAUACAAAUGAAUAUGAUUUCUUCCACUUACUAAUUUUUCAUGUAACUAUUUAGCUGCUGUUUGUAUUUAUUUGCUUUGUCUGUGUUCAAUUCAAUCGAUUUACAUAUAGAUACCACAGUAUUGCAAGUACCUAUUAGCAAACCGAGUGAGUGGCAAGUGGAAACUUGCAUGUUCAUAAAACUUGUCCGGUGGCCCCUUAUCGUCACAAAUAGGAGACAUUACAGUUUUGACAGGAAUAUUCUGUACUCUGUUUAACUGUCAGGCAAUUCAGACACACUUAUUUUGUUUGGGUAAUGAAGAUGCGGAUAGUAGCUUUGUGUGUGAAUUUUUUUUUUUUCCAGGGGGGUCGGGUGGGUAGUGCUUGGAAUAAACUGGGACUGAGAUUUUAAUAAUUUAUUAAUAUGACUGAUUAAAUGUGACUGUUCUCUGUUAGUGUAAAUCAAGCUUCUUGAGGUGUGGUGAGGUCGAGAACCCUCAACAGUAAAUUCAUAGCUCUGGUCAUAAAUUUGAAUAAAAAAUAUUUCAAAUUUAAUGUUUAUCUUACUAGUGAAAAGUCGUGAUUGUUUUUUCCUCACUCAAGUAGUACCUGUUGGUAGCCAAUUGAAAAGGCCAACAUUUGAAAUUGUGGAACUGUGUACUCAAGAAUAUAAUGAUGACUUAAUGAUUGGACUGAAGAAAUAUGGUAGAUUGGGUCAAAUUGUCAACCAGUUUCUAUUUGUUCUUUUUAUAUUUAUUAUAAAAUUGAACUGGAAGAAAAUUUACUUGGCUGUUUUAUGUUGUUGCCUCCAGGGGGCGAUGUAAUCCUAGUCACACUUGUGUGGGUGACAAAAUAUUGUACACGUUACAACCAGCCUAACUUUUUACCAACACUCUAUUUUAAAAGAUAAAUGGCUUUUUGGUUCAAUUAGAGCAUAAAUAUACUUUAAAAGGCUAUAAAAAUACUUUGCGGUGUUACUGUACUUUCAUGUGAAUGAAAUGUGUAAAUAUGACAAACAAAUUAUGUGCACUUCAUGUUUCAAGGGCUUUCUUUCUUUUUGCUGCGUCUCCACUGCGGUUUAAAAGUCACAGCCAAGCGUGGGAUGAAUAAUAAGUAUGAAUAUGGUGGACAAGUCUGGAGGACACCAAUAGAGAUGAUGCCCUCAAAAAAAUAAGUCUUAAUAUUGCAAGGUUAGCUGCCAAAGUAAGUCUAUGUAUGUAAAGCAUAUACAUACACACACAGUCACAGAUUUAUCAGAUUCAUCGAUUAAUCGGCAAAAUAAUUGUCAGUCGAGCUUUCUUCAGCUAUUAAUUGCCAUCUAUACAUUUUUGCAAAUCUUUAGCAGUCUUCUAAUAGUCCAUCUAUAUUUAAUACAAGUGUUACAGUUUACUAAAAGCUUUUGGACAGCAGCAUGGACGUGGGCUGAGAUAGGAAUAGAAUCAAUGACGCCACAUCAUUUCCAUUAGAUCAUCUUUAAUACAAAUAACAUGGCAAUGUGUUUUAGGUACGUGUAUUUUUGAAUAUGUUUUGGGAAAAAUGUUCCGGAUGAUACCACUUACUGACAUUUUUUGGAUUGCUUUCACAACAUGGUUCACUCCACUAUUAAGUUGUGUGUGUACGAAGGUUCACAGAUUGUUUUACAGGAGCUCACUGGUCUUGAGGGUUUUCAAAGAGGUCCCUAGCAAAAUGUGGAUUACUUUAAUCUUUUAAAACCAGAUAAUGAGUUCAAUUAGUUGUCCCAUUAGAGAAUUCAGUGGCAGAAAUAAA